Thermothielavioides terrestris NRRL 8126 is the source of this 3004-nucleotide messenger RNA. RefSeq lists its product as uncharacterized. The transcript has 4 exons. The record is from RefSeq and is a predicted model, not a curated record. NCBI's taxonomy places the organism in Eukaryota, Fungi, Ascomycota, Sordariomycetes, Sordariales, Chaetomiaceae. The coding region runs from base 424 to 2703 and encodes 759 amino acids. Gene Ontology annotation, molecular function: FMN binding; oxidoreductase activity; flavin adenine dinucleotide binding. Gene Ontology annotation, cellular component: cytosol.
CCGCCACUCCCGUCCAGCUCCGGUCUGGCUCCGAAGGCAACGUCAGGGUUCUUGAACUUUGUUUUUGCCUCUUACUUGGUGGGCUCGACUGAGACCGCUCACGGAGCUGUUGUGCAGCCUUACCGACAACGACCCUGUGUGUGCUAGUCGUGGACCUAUCUCUUGUUAAGGGCCACGCAAAAGCACCAUUCCCACUUGCUUUUUGCUUCUGAGGCAACUUCACUACGAGCUUCUUAAGUAUUGGGUGAUGCGCGAGCCCAGCCGCUUUGGAGCUACCCGGGUAAUCACUUGCGAGAAGCGCAAGGAAGAAGCGGCAGGAGGCGGGUGAUCCUGCAGGCUGGGGGGUUGGGGGGCACGAAGGGUGCCCAAUAUCCACCAUCUGGAGAUUGGUAGAUAUCUGAGAUCUCGGCCUGGUGUUGCGAAAUGGGCGAGGCGGGAGGCUCCAGCCGAGACACGCAACCGCCCUCGGUUGAGGGCCGGAGCAUGGCUGUGCUGUACGGGUCCGAGACUGGCAACGCCGAAGACAUUGCUGCCGAGUUGGGCAACAUGGCCCGGCGGUUGCACUUCCAGACAACAGUCGACGAGAUGGACGGCUUCAAACUGGCAGAUGUUCUGCGUGCAUCACUCGUCAUCUUUGUGACAUCCACCACAGGGCAGGGCGACAUGCCCAAGAACGCAUUGAAGUUCUGGAGAAAUCUGAGGCGCGAGAAGCUCAACAACACCAACUGUCUCCGGUCUCUGCGGUUCGCCAUCUUUGGGCUGGGCGACAGCUCGUACUUGAAAUUCAACUGGGCGGCGCGGAAGUUGCGAGCGCGGCUCCUGCAACUCGGAGCGAUCGAGUUCUUCAGACCCGGCGAGGGCGACGAACGGCACGAUAACGGCAUCGACAGCAUCUAUCUUCCGUGGUCUCAAGAGCUCAAGGCAGCCAUGGUCGCCGACUACCCCCUUCCGGACUCGGUCCGCCCCAUCCCCGAUGACGUGCCGCUCGCGCCUAAGUAUUCGCUCGAGCUGAUGCCGUCCUCCUCGCCCACCUCGUCCCUCCCGUCCACGCCGUCCGCACCGUCCACUCCGACCGUCAGAAUGGACGUCGACGAAGCGGCGCCGCGGGCCGAGGAUGAGCGCAUGUUCCUAGCCUCGAGGACGAAGAGCGCGGCCCGCUCCCACAUCAGCAAUCCACCGUCCGCUGCGGAACAGGCCCGCGAAGACUGGAGGCGACUGAAUGUCACGUUCCCCGCCCACAGCGCUCGGGCAGACGGAAGCUGGGAGCGGGCCAAUGGCCGGCCUGUCGACUCGCUGGACAAGGACAAUAUCCUCACAGACCAUCCAGAGAAGUAUCUCCUCGAGCCAGAAUCUCCCCGCAUCCCCGCGACUCCACCCGCGGACUUGCUCCCGAUUCCCGACACGAAAGUUGCCAUGGUGGUUGGCAAUGAUCGAGUGACGCCGCCCGACCACUGGCAGGAUGUUCGUCGGCUGGUCUUCCACGUGCAGCUCACGCCUAGAGACCGCCAGGUCCUCAGCCAGAUUAGCGGAGAGAUGGUGUUGACCAUCUGGCCCAAGAACUAUCCCGAGGACGUCCAGGAGCUGAUUACCCUGAUGGACUGGGGAGCCGUGGCAGACUUGCCCCUCGAGAUCAAGUCGUGCCCUCGGGGGGUUUUUGUUGACCGCAGUGGUGCGACCUUGCGACAUCUGCUGACCCACAACCUGGACAUUACGGCUGUCCCGAAGCGCAAUUUCAUCCGGGAAUUGAUAUUCUUCACCAACGACAAGAGGGAGAAGGAGCGGCUCAUGGAGUUCACCAGGGCCGGCAACGAGCAAGAGUUCUAUGACUACACAUGCCGCCCUCGCCGAACCAUUAUCGAACUCCUGCGAGACUUCGCGGGCGUCAAAAUCCCCUUUCGGAGAGCCCUCGAUCUGUUCCCCGUCAUCCGCGGCCGCGCGUACAGCGUCUGUAAUGGAGGCAUUGAUCUCAAGACCCCUCGCGAAGACGACAGGUUCACUUUUGAAAUCCUAGCAGCGCUCGUGGAGUACAAGACCAUCAUCCGCAAGCCCCGCCAGGGCCUCUGCUCGCGCUACCUCAAGCACCUUGCCGUCGGCACCGAGGUACGGGUCAAGUUGUCGAGUUCCAGUGGCCCCGCUCUGGUGGACAGCCCCGCGGAGGCGCGCCGACCUCUGAUUGCCAUAGCCACCGGCACCGGCAUUGCUCCGAUCCGCGCCGUCAUCCAGGAGCGCGCCCAGCACCGAGGCGCGGGCGACACGCUCCUCUUCUUCGGCUGCCGCAACCGCUCGGCCGACUUCUACUUUGAACGCGAGUGGCCGCUCUAUCCCAACCUCAUCGUCUACCCGGCCUUUUCGCGCGACAACAUCGUCCCCGACCCGCGGACCGUCGCCGGCCCCGAUCAAAAUGGCACCGGAGCCGACUUUUCCGGACCCUUGCGUCCAGACGACAUCCUCGCUGCCGUCCAAUACGACGCGAACAAGAACUACGUGCAGCACCUGAUCCGCAAGCACGCCGAGGAAGUCGGCGCGCUGAUGAGGCGCCACCCCAUCGUCUGCGUCUGCGGCAACGCGGGCCGCAUGCCCAUCUCCGUGCGGCGUGCCCUGCUCGAUGCGCUGGUCAUCAGCGGCGUGGUGGCGAACAAGGACGAGGCCGAGAAGUGGUUCUCUAACCCGGAAAAUCUGACGUUUUGGCAGGAGGUGUGGUGAAUGCCCUGCCUGCCGCGCUUGCCGGAGUUGAGUUUAUGGGCGACGGGGUUUGGUGGGAAGAAGGCUUGGAUGGAUGGCCCUUUGCGUUGAUAGAGUGCAGCGACCGGCGUUGGGCUCUUUUGUCUUUGUUCUGGGCCAUAGUUCUGGGCGGACUGGGACAUGGGGAAUAGACGAACUCGGAGGUUCUUGUGUGCUGUACCGUAAACAUGGGACUUUGAUAGCAGCCCAUAGAGGAGGGCCAAAACAAGGUUGUUCAGGAGACCGUCCAUGCUAGUAUGCAUCUGUGCGGAGUGACCUUCCG